GUAUAUUACACAUUAAUUCUUCCAGAUCUGCAUGAAUUUUUUUUAAGAUGCCUUUGAUUUUGAGAAAAUAAAUAUUUUUUAAAUAUGAUUUUAUAUUAUGCUCUAUUUAUGUUUAUAUUCUCUGUUAAUGUGUUGUUUUUUGCCUCUUCUGUGAAGUUCCUGAAAUUUCAGGAAACAUAUUCCAUUAUUUUGUUGUAUAUUUUAUGAUGAUAUCCAUGAGAGGAUGAUUAUGACCUACCCCGUAUUUCAUACAUUAUUUGCAAAUUUUGUUCCUUCAAAACUGCCUUGGAGGUACAUAACAGUGACAACCCAUAACAUCAAUUGGAAAAUAAUGUGGUACUUCAUAUUUGACUAAUUAAUAGUCAAUUAUUUCACCAUUAUCCAAGUAUCACCUAUUUUAUUUGACUGUUAUAUAUUCUUACAAUUCUGUAUAACUGACUUUUAUUUGAUUCUCUAAUUUAGAUGCGUAGAGGUGUAAGUAGUCAGAAACAAACUCUGUCUGAAAAUGCUCAAUGGCCAUUUGCUAAUGAGGAAUUUUUAAUUCAACAUAGCUAUGACUAUUACUUGCAAGGGCAUUUACAGAACUCAACUUUUUCGGGGGUAAUCUGGGGUAUAAUUGCUGGUCAGUUGAACGAGUCCACUAAUCAUCAAUUUCAGUACACUGUCAAACAGUGUAGAGAAAAAUUCACAAGAAUAAGGUCACUAUGGAAACUGUAUUAUAAAUUGUUGAACACAGAAACUGGAUAUGGGAUUGAUGAACAUACAAAAAAGAUUACCGGUGAACCGGAAAGGAUUGCCGCAGUGAUUGAUGGAAACAAGGAGUAUGCUAGAAUGCUUAAUAGUGGAAUCCCCCGUUACGAUAAUUGCACCGAGAUGUUCUACAGAACUUAUGCAACAGGUUCACAUGCAAGGUCUGGAUGUCAGGGGCCUCUUGACAGUGAUGAUGAUGAGACUGUUAGAGGUUCUAUAAAACAGGUUUCUGGUGGCAAAAGGGCUAGCACUGAGUUUAUGGCUACUUCAGACCAGGAUUGUGGACCAAGUAACCGUAGCAACAAGCAAUACGAGCCCUGCAAUAAGGGUAAAGUUAACAAGACAGAGUCCAUGACCACAGUGAUGCAGCAAAUUGUUGGAAAUGAUGGAGGCUAA
Erythranthe guttata (spotted monkey flower) is the source of this 1146-nucleotide messenger RNA. Lineage: Eukaryota; Viridiplantae; Streptophyta; Magnoliopsida; Lamiales; Phrymaceae. The record is from RefSeq and is a predicted model, not a curated record.